ACAGGGGAGUUAUUUACCUGUACAGGUGUUAUGGCGACAUCAGGUCAUGUGGAAGAAAGGGAAAUAUUUACAUGUUCUAUCUGUUUAGAGCAACUGAAGUCACCUAGAAGUCUACCAUGCUUACACACUUUCUGUUUUCAAUGUAUUCGUGAGUAUAUUCUGUCAACUGAACGCCUUUCCGGGCAUAAAAUCGCUAAUUAUAUGUGUCCUGUAUGUAGAACUAUUGUCAUGCCCGAACACCCAGAGUUAGAUACUACAAAGUGGGUUGAAGCUUUACCACAUAAUUUUACCAUCUCUUCUCUAUUGGAAACUUCGAAAGAGCAACAAACCCAAGAAUGUCAUACUUGUAAACGCAAACAAAAAUGUAUUUCCGCAACGAAAUGGUGUCGUGAUUGCAGUGAAGCUUUUUGUGAUGAUUGUCGUGAAAUGCACAGUUUAAUGAAAUCUUCUAUGAGUCACGAAUUUGUAGAUAUUGCGAGUAUUCCAACCAAUGAAUGUGGAAUAGAUUUUAGUAAAAUAUCGGAUGUUUGUCCCGUUCACAGUUCUAAAGUAGUAGAGGCAUACUGUUUUGAUCACGAAGAACUUUGCUGCGUACUGUGUGUAACGUUACAACACAGGAAGUGCGUCGAUUUAAAAGCGAUUGAAGACAUAACCAGAAAAUACGACGAAAAAGAUUCAUUUGAUGCAAAAUGGACUAAAAUUAAAUCAGGGUCUGAACAAAUAUUACAAAAAGACCUGAAAGACACUUUGAAUAAAUCGUUUUCUAGUAUUGAAAGUACCGUCAUCGAUUCAGUUAAUACAGCUAAAAGUAAAUUAGACAGUUUAUUGGUUGUAUUUUUGAAAGAAUUAAAGACAAUUGAAGGUAAAACCCAAGGCGAUUUUGAGUCAAAAUUAGAUUUUGUCGAAAAACUCUCAAAUCGUAUCAAGGAUUUUGUCCGAAUUUCAACGUUUAUUCGAUCUUUUGGUUCGAAAACACAACUCUUCAUUCAUAUCCAAAAAUCAAAAAAGGAAUUGCAUUCGGAAAUCGAUAAUGCUGCAGAGUUAUUACGUCAUUUCACUGGCGUUAUAGUAAAUUUCCAUUUGGAAAAUACACUACAAAAUUUGAUGGAAAUGAAGAAAUUAGGAGAAAUACAGGUUGUAGAGAAACGCAAUAAAUCUGUAACAGAUUAAGGAAGGCUUGUAUUAAAUUAUUUGUGUUUUCCAACUUGUAAAAUGUUCACUUCUUUUCAUUUUUCAGUUGAAAAGAAGUUAAACUGUGCACCUUUCUGGGUAAAAUGUAGGAGGAAUGUAUAUUUGAGACCAGACAAUUGUACUAUGCGAAAAUAACAAGCUGACCGUUACCGAUAUAGCAACAGCAAAAACUAAAUAUGAAUGUGAUUUUCUCAAAAAACAAUUAACGCAAACAUAUUGACUGGAAAUAACACAUUCUAAAUUUCUUUUUACUGAGGUAUAGAGUUAUAUUUGAUCAGAACGUCGGGAAACAAACGUAAUUAAAAUGUUCUUAUAAUAGGUGUGUUUGUAUUCAUGACCAUUAUCUUUAUAUAAUUUAAUUUUGGAUGUAACACGUCUUCUGAUUGGCUGAGAGAAUUUUGUUAAAGCUCAUAGACAUAAUUUUGUCAUGUGACCGUGACGUUAUCAACUUUUUUCAUGAUUUACUCCUUAAAAAUGGAAUUUAUAAUUAAAUUAUAAGGAAUGAUUGUAAUAUUUUUUCUGUCUAUUCGAAAUAACAGAAAAAAUGUGGUGCACACUGUUAAAUAACCCGCUACGCGCGUUAUUCAGUGUGCACCACAUUUUUUAUGUUAUUUCUUUAUAGACAGAAAAAAUAUUACAGUCAUUCCUUAAAUAAUCGUUGGAAUCGGAAUCAUGAAAAUAAAUAGAAAACAAGAUAUAGGGUUGCAAACCGCUUUCUCAACUGACACGGAAUGUACAUAUUUGAACGGUCUUGCUAUUGAUUUCAAAAACAAACAUUUAGUACAUACAACAAAAGAUUCCAAUGUUGUUAGUACUUCACUUGACGGAAAAAUAUUUUCUUUCAAAGAUGAUGAAAUGAAAAAAGUUACCAGCGUAACCGUCAACUAUCGUGGUAUAGUUUUCCCCGGGGAUGAAACUGGGAGCAUACAUUUGAUAUCUGAAGAUGGGAAACAUAGAAAAAAUAUACUGGGCAAGUGCGAUAGAAUAAGAAGAUUGUGUGAUAUCUGGUUGGACAUAUCAGAAAAGACCUUGUUUAUUUGUGGAGACCAAUUUGUAGAACUUUAUAAUAUAAACUAUUUAACAUUUGAUAAAUUCCAUGGAUUUGAUUGAGAUGAAGACAUAAUGGAAAUAUCAUACAGAGAGUACACUUAAUCAUUGAAUAUGUUAUGGUGUCUAUGUUAAACAUAAUUUGAGGUAAAAGAACUUUCGACCAUGGUGAUACUCAAAACUAUAAAAUAUAUUAUACAGUUUACUUUUUUGAAAGGUUGCG
Messenger RNA from Mytilus californianus (California mussel), 2461 nucleotides. RefSeq names its product E3 ubiquitin-protein ligase TRIM33-like. Gene Ontology annotation, cellular component: chromatin; nucleoplasm. The transcript is spliced from 2 exons. Gene Ontology annotation, biological process: positive regulation of DNA-templated transcription. Gene Ontology annotation, molecular function: ubiquitin-protein transferase activity; zinc ion binding. The coding region runs from base 31 to 1170 and encodes 379 amino acids. Lineage: Eukaryota; Metazoa; Mollusca; Bivalvia; Mytilida; Mytilidae. The record is from RefSeq and is a predicted model, not a curated record.